AUGAACAGCCGAACAUCAUGCCGUUUCGAUGUCAGGAGAUUUGAUAUCUACAGGAAAGUGCCAAAAGAUCUCACUCAACCAACGUACACAGGAGCUUUCAUUUCCAUUCUGUGCUGUGUCUUCAUACUCUUCCUGUUCCUGUCUGAGCUGACGGGAUUCAUUGCCACUGAAAUUGUAAAUGAACUAUAUGUGGAUGAUCCUGAUAAAGACAGUGGUGGGAAGAUAGAUGUGAGUUUAAACAUCAGUUUGCCAAACUUGCACUGUGAUUUGGUGGGUUUGGACAUCCAAGAUGAGAUGGGCCGCCACGAGGUCGGUCACAUAGACAACUCGAUGAAGAUUCCUCUCAACCAGGGGGAUGGUUGUCGCUUUGAGGGGGAGUUCACCAUCAACAAAGUACCAGGAAACUUCCACGUGUCGACACACAGCGCCACGGCACAGCCCCAAAACCCCGACAUGACCCACACCAUCCACAAGCUGGCCUUUGGGGAAAAGCUUCAGGUACACAAGGUCCAAGGAGCCUUUAAUGCUCUAGGAGGGGCCAACAAGCUGUCAUCUAAUCCUCUGGCCUCGCAUGACUACAUACUGAAGAUUGUACCGACAGUGUAUGAAGACCUGUCGGGUAAACAGAGGUUCUCCUACCAGUACACGGUGGCCAACAAGGAAUAUGUUGCUUACAGCCACACAGGCAGAAUUAUCCCAGCAAUCUGGUUCAGAUACGACCUCAGUCCAAUCACAGUCAAGUACACAGAGAGGAGGCAGCCGCUGUACCGCUUCAUCACAACAAUUUGUGCAAUCGUUGGAGGGACCUUCACAGUCGCAGGAAUCAUCGACUCCUGUAUAUUUACUGCUUCAGAGGCCUGGAAGAAGAUCCAGAUUGGAAAAAUGUCAUGAGGACUGCUUCCCACCACUCCUUACAUUUUAUUUAUAAGUGCAAAGUUGCUAGCCUGUUAGCUAAAUCCAGUCCUGCUCGAAGCAACUUCCUUAUGGAGAUGGUAUCCCCGUGACCCGUGAAGCGUCUCCGGCACUCGAUAUAACUACCAGGCUACACGGUUCUGUUACUGAAGAUCCUCUCAGGCUCCAUCUGCUCUGAUGACAUGUGAACGCCGACUAUCGCAUGUCUGCUUCCUGCGUCUUCAGUGUCAGGAGAGGGAAAGGGAAUCUCUUUUGUUACUGUGGAGGUGAAUGUUAAAGAGCUGUGGGCCAGGAUUCAACCAGUAUGUGUUCCUCAAAGGGUGCAGCUGAUAUUUUUAAAAUGAAGUUUAAAAAAAAAAGCUCAUAUUUGUGCUGACACGAAAGUUUUUUUAAAAAUCUGCACCAUGUGUCCACACAGAAUCUUCCCAUUUUUAAUUCAUGUAUGGAUUACUUGCAGACAAAAAUGGAUAGUUUAGCCUGUAAAUGAAUCCAAAUAUUGAUUAGCUCCACCAGUAUGUCAGUCUGACUGUAUAUGAGUCUCUGAAAUGGCAAAAGCCAAUAAUUAUUAGAAGGUAAUUGUGCAGGGUUUUGAAACUUGCACAGACUGGACUGAAAUCUGAAGUGUUUGUUUCUCAUGCUGUCUGUUUAGGUGUAUCAUACGACAUUGUCUUUUCCCGUUUUUAUCGACAUCAUUCAGACUGUAUGCCUUUUUGUUUGCUUGCCUCAUUAUCAUCAACUCUCAUUAGUUUGUCAGGCUUUACAGUGACUGCCACUGAAACCAGUAUUUUUCACUGUGUUUUUCAUGCAUGAUGAAAUUUACCGCAUCGGUGUAGAUUUUAGCUUUUAGAGGAGUCUUUUAAACACAUUGCUCAUUUUAGUUUUUUAGUCUGUAUAUCAAAUAAUUCAUCAGCACUGUUAAAUAUCCCAGACUUUUUCCAUUCCAUUUCAAUGAUUGUAAAAAUGUGGUGGAGGUCUGUUAGUUUUAGUUUGAUUUGUGUACAAGGUGUUUGUGUUUCCAUGAAGUUGUAAAUUGUAAUGAAGGUUCAGUUUUGUAAGGAGAGAACUUGUUGGUGAGGAUGUUCUUUGCUUUUUGCUCUUUUUUAUACUAUUACCACAACCUCUGUGAUGGAGGACAGUGAUGAUCACAAACCCCCAGAACCAGUUUUUCUACUCCAAAGGCCAUCCAUUUCCUCUUCCGUCUCAAAUUACUCUGUAAUGCUAUGUGUUCCUCAAGUAAAGGUGCUAUUGAGGUUA
Molecule: messenger RNA, 2166 nt
Organism: Acanthochromis polyacanthus (spiny chromis)
Lineage: Eukaryota; Metazoa; Chordata; Actinopteri; Pomacentridae
Gene: ergic1
Product: endoplasmic reticulum-golgi intermediate compartment 1
Exons: 11
Coding region: 1-891 (296 amino acids)
Biological process (GO): endoplasmic reticulum to Golgi vesicle-mediated transport; retrograde vesicle-mediated transport, Golgi to endoplasmic reticulum
Cellular component (GO): Golgi membrane; endoplasmic reticulum membrane; COPII-coated ER to Golgi transport vesicle
Source: RefSeq, a predicted model, not a curated record